AUGGCUCGUUACAGCACCCUCGAGUCCGAGUGGCUCGCCAAGGACAUCACCACUCGUCGCGACAUACGCCAGCUAGACGCUGCCGAUACUGUGCUUCUCACUGGCGCUCUCGAGCAUCGUCCAAGCGAGAACAACUUCGGCGAUGGCCACCACAUUCCAAAGAUCGUCCUCACCACCGUCAUUGGCUACAAGAACCAGAUGGAACUCAUUCCGGUCGUCCCAUCUUCCUACAAGAUCCUCGCAGAAGCAGCCGCUGCUAUCGAGACGUGCGCCGCUGACAGCGAAUUCGCUAUUAUCGACAAGGCCACCAAGCUCAUCGGUCUGGCUCACGCUCUAGUCGACGAUCUCGAGGUCCGCGUGAAGCAGCGCGUGGCCAAUGUGUCCAGGAGCAAACUUCCAGCCCUCACCGAGGUUCAGCUCCUGAACGCCUGGAACCUGGUGUGCGAGUCGUAUCAGCGUGACUUGAAGCUGGACGAGUGCAUUGACAAGGCAAAGCAGCAGCUUAAGUCCGAUGCUGCAGGCGGGGGAGGUGCUGCGGGAGAGCCAGUCGAGGUAACUAAGUUCUGGUUCAAGUACGACUCGGCAAACUAUGAGCCACGUACCUGGAAGGACGACUUCAAGAAGAGGAGGUACUAG
This is a messenger RNA of Fulvia fulva, 636 nucleotides long. RefSeq lists its product as uncharacterized. Bases 1 to 636 code for a protein of 211 amino acids. The transcript has a single exon. The record is from RefSeq and is a predicted model, not a curated record. Lineage: Eukaryota; Fungi; Ascomycota; Dothideomycetes; Mycosphaerellales; Mycosphaerellaceae.